Schizophyllum commune H4-8 is the source of this 1245-nucleotide messenger RNA. Its product is annotated as NAD(P)-binding protein. Lineage: Eukaryota; Fungi; Basidiomycota; Agaricomycetes; Agaricales; Schizophyllaceae. Bases 231 to 953 code for a protein of 240 amino acids. The record is from RefSeq and is a predicted model, not a curated record. The transcript is spliced from 7 exons.
GAUCGAAGUUCGCCCGCCUUCGCUCACGUUAUAGGCGAACCGUCGACCAAUCGCCUUGUCGCUCCCAUUACAAACAGCGGGCGACACGGCUUGUCGUCCGUCGCAUCCCUAGGGCCUGGACUCCGUGCAAUGGACCCAUGUCAAUAUUCAGUGGUAUAUAGUAGCGCGGGGAGCGCAGGUCAUCCGCUACCUGCCCAUUCACUUCCAUCUGAAGCUGCGCAAUACUCGCAAUGAAUAACAACACAGACCUGAAGGGCAAGACUGUUAUGGUCACGAAUGUCGCGAGCAGCUCAGGCAGGAGAGUGGCAAUGCUGUUCUCACAAGCCGGCGCGAAAGUCGUAGCAGUUGACCCAGACGAUAUAUCGGGUCAGAAGGUCGCCAACAGCAUUCGCGCUGCCGGUGGUGAAGUAAUGUUCGCAAAGUGUAAUAUGACGGAAGAGAAUGAAGGGGAGGCUACUGCUGAGGCGGUCGCGAGCUUUGGGUCUCUUGAUUCAGCCGUAAACAUCGUUUCCUGGGGCUCACAUUGGCACGGCGAACUGCUGGACCAGCGUGUGGAUAGCGAUGCUUUCCUGGAGACCUGUCUACGAGGUCUAAGAAAUUGCCUGGAUACGCAGACGGCGUACAUGAGGAAGCAUACGAAGGGCGGCUCUAUCACUUUUGUCCGUCAAUCCAACACUAUGGCGGACUUGCCGCAGUUUGACCAGGCCCUCAUCGAUCUCGUACGAAAGGCAUCGAGAGUUCAUAAGCAAGCCAAUAUUCGCAUAAAUGUGGUUCUGGAGCCCUGGAGAGCGCCGAUACUGACCAGCCACACGUCUACGGACUCAUCCCUCGCGCUUCACUUGGACGCUCUCCACGAUCCAGCGAAGAGUUGUCUUUGGCUGGCGUCCGAGGCAGCUUCCUUUGUAAAUGGCUCCGUAAUCAGUUCAGAGUCUGGCUAUGCGUACGCUUCCUGAACGCCUAUCUGAUUUAUACCCCUAAACAAUCUCCCUACUAUCAACAAUGGAAGUCGUCAGCGGAGCUCUGCCGUAGGUCGGACGAUAACGAGGCGUUGCACUGACGAUGCACAGAAAGAUGUGUGCUACUGCGCACGCGACGGAAAGUCCGUCGCCUCAAGCCAACUCCUCGUCCGCAAAUAUGGCCACCUUCGGUACUCCGUCUUCCCCGAUGACGCCACGAUACAUCCCCUCACAGUUCAUCGGCAUGGCCCCUGAAAAGAGUGUCAUUGGAAGGGACAUCAGGUCGCCA